Molecule: messenger RNA, 1752 nt
Organism: Diaporthe citri
Lineage: Eukaryota; Fungi; Ascomycota; Sordariomycetes; Diaporthales; Diaporthaceae
Exons: 2
Coding region: 1-1752 (583 amino acids)
Source: RefSeq, a predicted model, not a curated record
AUGCCUCUGAUACAAGACAACGAAGACGCCGAUAUCACGUCGACCCGCGAUGACCUCGAAAUUGACCCCGAGGUCUUCGACGUACUGAUCAUCGGUGCAGGCCCCUGUGGACUUGCUGCCGCCGCUCGCAUCCGGGAAGAUGCUCCAUCUGCCAUGUUCACAGAUGAAGAGCACAGCCGGUUCCACUGGCUGCGCAAACACGGCACAAAAGUUGCAUUAAAACACUACAAGACCGGAAAGGAGGUACCUGGGUCUCAACCAAAGGCCGGUACAAAGCCAGAGUACAGAAUGGCGGUGCUAGACGCGGACGACAGUAAUUGGCUCGGACGCUGGCGGAGACUUUUUUCCACUUUUGACAUCAGCCAUCUCAGGAGUCCCAUGCUGUGGCAUGUCGACCCUCAACAUAGGGAUGCGAUGCUGUCGCAUGCGCAUUUCCACGGGCGGGAGAACGAGCUGGUGGAGAUUAGAGGGUGCGUGGGCAAGGAGAUGAGCAAGCAUCAGAAGAAAAAGAGGAGCCAGUUCAGCGGCGGAAAGCAAGAUGCUUCGAUCGACAUUAACCAGCGGGACCAAUGGGACUACUACACUCCGUCCUUAUCCCUCUUCACGGACCAUUGCGACUGUGUGGCCGAGCGAUAUCACCUCAUGGAUGGUCUCGUCCACAAAGAGCCCGUCACAGACAUCCGGUACAGCGCAGUGGAAGAAAUCCCAAACAGCGAGGACAAGCUCUUCACCGUCACCACGGACAAGACCAUCCGCUACGCCCGCGCCGUGAUACUCGCCGUCGGUCCCGCAAAUUCCCCCGUGCUCCCCAAGAUCCCAUCCCUCUCCUUCCCAGGUCACUCUAGCAGCGACCACACCGCCUGCAUGCCACAAGCGUGCCACAGCAUGAAGAUCGCCACCUUCCCCGACCCCAUAGUCCAGGCACGAGUGGCAGCCCAGAAGCGCACCAACGUCCUGGUCGUGGGCGGCGGCCUCACGUCGGCGCAGCUGUCGGACCUGGCCAUCCGCCGCGGGGUGACGCGCGUCUGGCACCUCAUGCGCGGCACCGUCAAGCUCAAGGCCUUCGACGUCGACCUCCACUGGAUGGGCAAGUACAAGACGCUGCACCAGGGGUACUUCCACCAGGCAGACUCGGACGAGGAGAGGCUCGAGAUCAUCAAGGAGGCGCGGGGAGGCGGGAGCAUCACGCCUGCUUUCAUGAAGCGCAUCAAGCCGCAUAUGGCGCGCGGGCAGCUGAAGAUGUUCGAGAAGACUGUCAUCACCGACGCCCGUUUCGAGGAGUGUGUCGACGGCGAGGGUGGCGUCUGGAAGAUUAAGACUGAACCGCCGAUCGAGGGCUUGCCGGACGUUGAUUACAUCUACUUCGCAACAGGCAUCCAGUCCGAUUUCACUACCCUACCCUACCUGCAGAAUAUGCUCAGGGACUACCCGAUACAGAGCCUCGGUGGGUUUCCCUGUCUGAACGAGGAUCUAAUGUGGAAGGAUGAUGUGCCGCUGUUCAUGGCGGGGAGGCUUGCCGCGCUGAGGCUGGGCCCUGCUGCGCCGAAUAUUGGUGGUGCGAGGGUAGGCGCUGAGCGGAUCACUUUGGCUCUUGACCAGCUCCCAUCAAGCUCAGGCACUGACGAGCCAAAGAGGUACCUGGUGGAGGAGGAGAAUGUGCUGGAUGCGCGGCGGGACAGUGGCGUCGGCUUGUUCAACUAUGCAUCUGGGACAGGGAGCAAGUACAGCAGCUUGGUGGAGGUCUCUGACUGA